UCAAAUCUAGCAGCCCCUUUGGUAUCAAAUACGUCUUUCACCUUGAGGUUGACAUUAUCCCAUGAACAGUAUGAUCUAGAGUUAGUGUUUGUGAAGAACUCACACGAGGUUGUCCAUGAGUAUAUGAAAAAAACAGAGUUCGUAGAACUCAUGAGAAGGCUUGGUGCUUUGGGUGAUGGUAACCAAGACCAGAGCACGUUAUCAGCUGAUGAAUGUGACGCUGCAUAUCUAUACCUCUCUUUUGUCUUGAGGAAGAGAGGAGGAGAAUCUGAUGGAGGUCAGAGGAGAGGAGGGAGGAGGAAGAAUGGGAAAAUGAACUUAUCUAAAGACAAUGUUUUGUAUAUUGACAACAAAAGUGUAAAAGAGUGUAACUUUACUCAACUGAGAGUGUCUUAAGACUCUGUUUUCG
Molecule: messenger RNA, 409 nt
Organism: Brassica oleracea var. oleracea
Lineage: Eukaryota; Viridiplantae; Streptophyta; Magnoliopsida; Brassicales; Brassicaceae
Product: mRNA cap guanine-N7 methyltransferase 1-like
Exons: 4
Coding region: 124-396 (90 amino acids)
Source: RefSeq, a predicted model, not a curated record